AUGGAUAUCCUUUCCGAAGCCAGUAUGCCCGCCGUGGCUAUGGCGUCGGCUCUUUCUGUCGCGGCAGGAGCAUACCUGAACGCGAAACUGUCCAUCUCAACAGAUUUAUCUGCCUAUUUCAACGACAAGGCGUUUGGAAAACGGCUAGGACAUCACAUUGCCCAGUUGGGCGAAUCGACUACUAUUUACAAGAUGCUUGAAAGAGUGGUCGAAGUCGAAAAACAGGGAAAGGUAGAUGCCUUAUGGUUCGAACAAAAGACGUGGUCGUAUGCAGAGCUUAAAGACUUGGUCGAUCGAUUUGCCGCCUUGCUUCACUCGCGAGGUGUGAAAGCUGGCGACUUCAUUGGCGUUUUCACAACGAAUUCGCCAGAGAUGGUGGUUACAUUGUAUGCACUAGCGAAACUGGGUGCCGUCUCUGCCAUGAUCAACACCAAUUUACGAGACGACACUUUCACCCAUUGUUUUAAUGUCUCUGGUGCAACAUCUAUAAUCUCAACCCCAGACCUGUCGCAAUACGUUUGCAUAGAAUUACCGCACUUAGCAAUUAACCUAUCAUCUUUUGAAGAUACGACCACAGGCUCCUGGGACCUCAUCACAUCCCCAGAACUACAGAAAUUCUCACCAUCGGACCUAAAGCCGGCUAAGCGCACUCCAAAGGACCCUGCCGCUUUAAUCUACACGUCAGGCACAACAGGGAAGCCCAAGGCAUGCGCAAUCUUAAACAUGCUGACCAUCAUCACCGCAACUACAUUGUCAAGCGAUGCCAACAACAAAUCCAAAUACUCUCCCUUGCGUACAUAUUCCUCUCUACCACUUUUCCACGGCACCGCCUUUUUCACUGGAGUUUGCUAUUCGGUCGGAAACUGUGGAACACUCUGUCUUCGACGCAAGUUUUCUGCCUCCCAGUUCUGGAAGGAUGUGCAUGAUUCAGGCGCAACCAAAAUUCUUUACAUUGGUGAACUUUGUCGAUAUCUUCUUGCUUCACCUCCUUCUCCGUAUGAUCGCGAUCAUAACUGUAUUGUUGCUAUGGGCAAUGGAUUGCGUGGUGAUAUUUGGGAACAUUUCAAGUCUCGCUUUGGAGUUUCUGAGAUUCGUGAGAUUUACAGGUCCACAGAGGGUGUUGCCAAAUUUGAUAACCAUGGUCCUGGUGUUUGGGGAGCUGGAAAAAUAGGCUUCUCAGGUCCAAUUCGUCGGUCUUUAGAAGAGGACACUUUGAUUGUGAAGUAUGAUAUAGACACGGAGAUGCCAUGGCGAGAUCCUCAAACCGGAUUCUGUGUUCGGGCGAAGUUGGGGGAGGAAGGCGAGGCCAUUGGGCGGUUGCGCGACCGGGGCUUGUUGAUUGAAUAUUUGGGCAAUGAAGAAGCGACAGAAGACAAACUGCUGCGUGAUGUAUUCGCAAAGGGUGACAUAUUCCAGAGGACUGGUGAUCUCAUUGUUCAAGACACAGAUGGCUGGAUCCGCUUCCAAGACCGCGUUGGUGAUACAUUCCGGUGGAAGGGUGAAAACGUUAGUGCGGGUGAAAUUCGGGAUCAUAUCUGCAAUAUUGAUGGAGCUCAUGAUGCCGUCGUAUAUGGUGUGAAACUUGCUGGAUACGAUGGCCAGGCUGGCGCUGCUGGUAUCACAUUAGAAGACCAUUCACCCAGCUUCCAGAAGAGUUUUGCCUCUAGACUUUACCCGGAAUUGAAGAUUAAAGGCGUACCAUCAUAUGCCUUUCCCCGACUUGUGAGGUUCACUGAGAAAGUUGCAACUGGCGUUACAUUCAAACAGGCGAAGGGUGACUUGGUGAAAAAGACCUGGGAUCCCCGCAAUGAUUCCUCCGGAGAUGGGUUGUGGUGGCUGAGUGGUACUAAAUACGAGCCAUUGGAUGACCAGAGCUGGUCUCAAAUAGAGACUGCAAAGGCCAAAUUGUGA
Penicillium angulare is the source of this 1911-nucleotide messenger RNA. RefSeq names its product putative bifunctional fatty acid transporter/acyl-CoA synthetase (FAT1). Gene Ontology annotation, molecular function: long-chain fatty acid transmembrane transporter activity; long-chain fatty acid-CoA ligase activity. The coding region runs from base 1 to 1911 and encodes 636 amino acids. The transcript is spliced from 5 exons. The record is from RefSeq and is a predicted model, not a curated record. Lineage: Eukaryota; Fungi; Ascomycota; Eurotiomycetes; Eurotiales; Aspergillaceae.